UAACGAAAUGAGCUGCACACCGCCACGACAUACUGCUCCUGUACUGCACGUCUACCAUGAGCUGCUGUGGGACCGCUCGCAAGCCAGAAACGGAGGAGGGUAACAGAAUAACACCCUUUGGUACGGCCCCGGUAACUCAACAACCUGGCUCGCAACCUGGAUUGCAAUACAGCGACAAGGGGAGCUUCCAAUCACCUUCAGUACCGUCGCCACCGCCAGCGCUUCAGCAUGGACCUUAUGGCUCCAGCUCACCACCACCCCAGCCAUGGGGCAGCCCAGGUUCUCCGGAGAUGGCGCAGUUCAACCCGUACGCUCAGAAUGGCACUGCUAGCAUUUCGAAUGGUUCUACCAAUCCCUACAGCCCGUUGUUGAACCAGCCAAUACUACAGCCUAGUGCCGUACAUGCCUAUACCAGGUCAGGUACCACAUCCCCACCCAUGGCCCUCGCACCUCCGCAAAUAAUGUCACCUCCCACCCAAGGCGCCUCCUUCUCUCCUCCUUCAGACGACGGGAAGAUAGUGGUUUCAAUAGACUUCGGUACCACCUUCUCAGGAGUGGCGUAUGGGUCUUCUCGGAUAGCAGCGGGGAAGGUUCAACAGAUACUGCAGUGGCCAGGCUCAUUCGAAACGUUCAGGAAAGUCCCGACCUGUCUUCUAUACGACGAUCACGGGCAAGUACUGGCAUGGGGACUGGAAGCGAAGAAUGCUAGCCCGAUGCCGGGAACCACGCGAUGUGAAUGGUUCAAGUUAUUUUUGGAACCCAAGGCUUUACGAGAUGACGGGGAAAUAGAUCCAAGGCUGCCGCAGCUACCGCCCGGUAAGAGGGCAUUGGAUUUGGUAAUCGACUUCUUGUCCUGCCUAUGGGAAUACGCCAAGGAGCAAAUAACCCGGGAGAUUGGUGCCGUGGCUGACUUGGAUUCUGCCGAUGUCUGGUUAACUGUACCCGCGGCGUGGGAUGCCAAAGGCUGUGACAUCAUGCGUGAAGCAGCCAUCGCCGCGGGCCUGGUACAAUCCUCUCGGGCUGGUGACCGAGACUGGAGAGAUCGGCUGCGUAUCAUCACUGAACCCGAAGCCGCAGCAGUGCACUGUGCACAUUUAACGGAUCUGCACAAACUGCGACCAAGUCAAAGUUUCAUCAUAUGUGAUGCCGGAGGCGGUACCGUUGACCUCGCGACAUACAAAGUAAUCGGACACAUGACCAAUCUCGAGAUAGCAGAGAUGUGUGCACGCUCGGGAGCUAACUGUGGUUCUAUCUUUCUGGAUCUUCGCUUCCGUCAACUUGUGGAAACUCUUCUGGCCGAGCACCCAGCUCACCUGGAUCCUGCCAGCUUGGCGUAUUUCAUGCAUGCGUUCAGCGAGACGGAUAAAUUGGCUUACAUGGGUCCCAUUGACGACGACAAGCUAUUUUACUUCACUUGUUUCAAUGUGGAGGAUACCGAUGACCCAUCUGUUGGUUUGAUCAACGGCGAGCUGGCUAUUCCGGGUCUGCUCCUACGUCGAGAAGUGUUCGAGCCUGUUGUCAAUCAGGUCUUGGAUCUAAUAGAGGAACAAGUGAAAAAGACUGACAGGCCGAUAGACGCCCUUCUGCUCGUGGGUGGGUUUUCCGGCAGCGAAUACAUGUUCAAACGCGUAGAAGAACAGUUUGGCGAUCGUAUCAAGACAAUUGCCCGGCCCGCGGAUGCCGAUACGGCCACUUGUAGAGGCGCUGCCCAGUAUGGUCUAGCACGUAGACCGUUAGUCUCUAGUACGAUUGUUCCACGAUCCUACAUUAUGAAGGUGAAGCUACCCGCUGAACCUGAAGACUGGCUGAAGCGCCCCGCAUAUAUCCGAGAGAACGAGGCGGGUGUCUCCAUAUGCGAGAACAGGCUGCAAUAUCUUGUGGUCAAGGGGGCUAUCCUAAGGAAAGGGCAACGUGUCAAGACGAAGUUUUGCAAAUUCUCUCAGUCCGCGCAAGAUCGUGUCUUCGUGGCCACGCUGUAUACAUCGGACACGGAUAAGGUCAUGAGAUACACGGACGAAGGAGAAACUAUGGAAUUAUGCAAAUGGACUGUGGAUCUCUCAUCCUUGCCUAAUUUCCAGCAGAAUGCCAAUAUGCCUCACCCGAACGGGUUCUACACGGAAUUCGAGCUUGGCCUGGAACUCGACAGCGCUGAAGUCCGCGGCAUUCUCCUCUAUCAGGGACAGGAAUGGGGUCGGGUCGUGUUUGACUUUUUGGCUUAAUUUAUGAAUCAUUGUCUUAGUGGAUGGGACUUUUAUGGUUAGCGCGGGUCUGUUAUUCCACGAGAUCCGGGUGGUCUUGCUUCUCCUGCGGGAGGCCGAAGCAGUACUCUGCCGUGUACGUAUACGUAUCGGAUCUACUACGGGAGAUGCAAGAUCUUGUAUAGUCUACGUAUAUCUGACAACCCGACGUUCGUUGCGUAUGCGUUAGCGGCUGCUAGCGGAAGUCGGCCAUUCCCGACCAUGACGGAACAGUGGAAAACUAAAUGCCCG
Gloeophyllum trabeum ATCC 11539 is the source of this 2489-nucleotide messenger RNA. RefSeq lists its product as uncharacterized. The transcript has 18 exons. The record is from RefSeq and is a predicted model, not a curated record. NCBI's taxonomy places the organism in Eukaryota, Fungi, Basidiomycota, Agaricomycetes, Gloeophyllales, Gloeophyllaceae. The coding region runs from base 57 to 2219 and encodes 720 amino acids.